AUGCUAGACCGCACAUUUGUCUGUGCCCAGUGUACAGCGCGAUUGUCUCAUCGCUCCACUCCACGGGUGAGAACAUCGGCGUUCUACUCAGUAUCUCGGCGUCUGAGCAGCCAUGCCGCCCCCGAUAGCCGCUCUCCCCGCAUUGCUAUUGUGGGCUCUGGACCAGCGGGAUUCUACGCGGCCGCACGCCUCCUAAGCAAAGAGCAAAGUGCCAUGGUUGACAUGUAUGAAAAACUUCCCGUACCAUUUGGGCUCGCUCGAUAUGGUGUAGCCCCGGACCAUCCCGAAGUGAAGAAUUGCGAAGACAAAUUCACAGAAGUCGCGACGUCUCCCCGCUUCAACUUCGUCGGUAAUAUCGACCUCGGGAAUGACCUGCCCCUCGCCGCGCUUAAGCCACAUUACGAUGCUAUUCUCUUCGCGUACGGAGCUUCAAAGGACAAAGAACUGGAGAUCCCUGGAGAACAAGCUCUUCGCAGUGUUUACUCGGCCCGUGCCUUUGUGGGGUGGUACAAUGGUUUACCGGAACAUCGGGAUCUACAGCCGGACCUGACUAGCGGCGAAGAUGCUGUUAUUGUCGGACAAGGAAAUGUGGCCCUCGAUGUGGCUAGAAUUCUUCUGUCGGGUGUAGAUGCGCUCAAGAAUACCGACAUAGCGGAUUAUGCCCUGGAAACACUAUCCAGAAGCAAAAUCAAACGCGUGCGAGUGGUUGGUCGCCGAGGACCCCUCCAGGCUUCGUUCACUAUCAAAGAAGUGCGUGAACUCCUUCAGCUUCCUUCUGUCUCCUUUGACCCGAUCCCGAAAGAUGUCUUCCCUCCCGAGGAAGUGAUCAAUGGCCUACCCCGCGCGCAGAAGCGAUUGAUGCAACUCCUUGGUAAAGGCUCCGCCAAUGAUCCCCAGACGGCGACCAAAUCUUGGUCGCUGGACUUUCUUCUCUCGCCCGACUCACUCCACUGGUCUCCUAUUCACCCUUACCAUCUCUCACAUACCAAAUUCUCUCGCAAUGAGCUCGACCCUGCCGACCCCCACAGCCCGAGCGCUAAGGUAUCUCCCAAAUAUCUAUCAAGUGGAAAGCUAGCUAUGGUCAAUCUCUCUUCGAGCGUUUUUUUCCGUAGUGUGGGUUACAAAUCCCUGCCCCUGCCUGGCCUCGAGGAUCUGGGUAUUCAGUUUGAUGCCAAGCGUGGUGUAAUUCCCAAUGACGGGUUUGGUCGAGUCAAAGGUCGUUCAGGAGAUGGCGAGCCCCGGGAAUUACCGGACGGCUCGUUAAUAUCCUCUCUACCUGGCUUAUACUGCGCCGGAUGGGUCAAGCGCGGCCCGACCGGAGUGAUUGCCUCGACGAUGACAGAUGCCUUUACCACGGCAGACACUCUGAUCCAAGAUCUGGCUAGCCACAGCAGCUCGGGAACCUUACUCAAUACUCCUGAAAAUAGUAGCGGUCUGGGAUGGGACGGGGUCAAGCCGGAGGCUGCACGCCUUGGUCUUCGCCCGACGUCUUGGCAAGACUGGCAACGCAUCGAUGCUGUUGAGCGGGAGCGUGGGCAGCAAAAGGGUAAGGCUCGGGAUAAGUUUGGUCGAGUGGAAGAUAUGUUGGAGGUGAUUGACUGA
This is a messenger RNA of Penicillium macrosclerotiorum, 1602 nucleotides long. RefSeq names its product NADPH-adrenodoxin reductase. NCBI's taxonomy places the organism in Eukaryota, Fungi, Ascomycota, Eurotiomycetes, Eurotiales, Aspergillaceae. Gene Ontology annotation, biological process: ubiquinone biosynthetic process. The coding region runs from base 1 to 1602 and encodes 533 amino acids. The record is from RefSeq and is a predicted model, not a curated record. The transcript has 3 exons. Gene Ontology annotation, cellular component: mitochondrion.